UUGACAACACAACACUUACCUGGGGUGCCGGAGAGAGGCGAGACAUUCACCGUCUUUCCUCCCUUUUAAAAGUCACAUUUACUGCCUCUCCUUGAAGAACAGUGGGAUAAAGAGGAAUAACUUCACCUUUCUCUUUUUAUCAAGGGGUCAUUCCGAGAGUUAAGGUCGAAAAGAAGUAAGGAGGAGGUGAAAUAUGGGCGGCGGUGACAAGUAUUCGGUUUUGCUUCCCACUUACAAUGAGAGGGAGAACCUGCCCAUUAUUACGUGGCUGCUGUGCAAGUAUUUCAAGGAAAGCAAUAUUAACUACGAGAUUAUUGUGAUUGAUGAUGGGUCCCCGGAUGGCACACUAGAAGUUGCAAAGAAGUUGCAGGAGAUAUAUGGAGAAGACAGAAUUGUUCUCCGGCCAAGAGCGAAGAAGCUAGGUCUUGGGACAGCAUAUAUCCAUGGCAUAAAACAUGCUACAGGAAACUAUGUCAUCAUCAUGGAUGCUGACUUAUCACACCACCCCAAGUUCAUCCCCGAGUUCAUCAAGAAGCAGAAGGAGGGCAACUAUGACCUUGUAUCAGGCACGCGGUAUGUGGGAAAUGGAGGUGUAUAUGGAUGGGACCUAAAGCGCAAGAUUAUCAGCCGUGGAGCCAACUACGUUACACAGGUCUUCCUCAGGCCUGGAGCGUCAGACCUGACUGGAUCUUUCAGGCUCUAUCGCAAGGAUGUGCUGCAGAAGCUGGUGGAGUCUUGUGUGAGCAAGGGCUAUGUCUUCCAAAUGGAGCUAAUUAUUCGGGCAAGGCAAUUUGGCUUCACUAUUGGAGAGGUUCCUAUCAGCUUUGUUGACCGCGUGUAUGGUGAGAGUAAGCUUGGAGGAUCAGAAAUUAUUGGAUUUGCCAAAGGACUCCUCUACCUCUUUGCCACAACCUAAGCAGGAUAGUAACGGAUAGUAAAGUGAAUUUUCAUGAGAAGAGUAUGUCUGAGGGAAUAGGAGGAUGAAAGUGUUUUUUCAUUUUCUCCAUUCUUUUGGAGAUAUAUUUAUGUGUGAGUGUAGAUGUAGAGGUAUAUGUGAUGUGUGAUUUUUCAAAUGAAAUUAUUUUGAUACAGAGUUUAGCAUAGAUCUGGUGCCUUUUGAACUUGAUGUAUAUUUCUGUUACCGACAGACAAGGUGUGUCUUUUUACAUUUUUAUAGCGAAGUAUUAUGGCUAUAUGUAAAAAAAAAAAAAAAAUACAUUCCAAUAUGAAUACUCCUUAAGAUAUCUAUUACUGAUGAUAUCCAGGUUAUGAAAUAUACUUAGCAGCUACAUGUUGAUGUCACUUGUUUUAGUGUUGAAUCGUACUUGUUAUAAAUAAAUAUUAAAUGCAU
This is a messenger RNA of Penaeus vannamei (Pacific white shrimp), 1351 nucleotides long. It is a transcript of the gene Dpm1, whose product is annotated as Dolichyl-phosphate mannosyltransferase subunit 1. Gene Ontology annotation, biological process: protein O-linked glycosylation via mannose; dolichol-linked oligosaccharide biosynthetic process; GPI anchor biosynthetic process. Lineage: Eukaryota; Metazoa; Arthropoda; Malacostraca; Decapoda; Penaeidae. Gene Ontology annotation, cellular component: endoplasmic reticulum membrane. The record is from RefSeq and is a predicted model, not a curated record. Gene Ontology annotation, molecular function: dolichyl-phosphate beta-D-mannosyltransferase activity.